Molecule: messenger RNA, 1915 nt
Organism: Cyprinus carpio (common carp)
Lineage: Eukaryota; Metazoa; Chordata; Actinopteri; Cypriniformes; Cyprinidae
Product: double-strand-break repair protein rad21-like protein 1
Exons: 13
Biological process (GO): mitotic sister chromatid cohesion; synaptonemal complex assembly; replication-born double-strand break repair via sister chromatid exchange
Cellular component (GO): synaptonemal complex; cohesin complex
Molecular function (GO): chromatin binding; protein binding
Source: RefSeq, a predicted model, not a curated record
UAGUCUAUUUAAGUGUACGGUGGUGUUAAUAAACACUAAUAAGUUCAUUAAGUUACAUUAGCUUCAUAGUCUCCCAUGAUGACGACGACUUAUGUUUUCUCAGACAUGCCACACAUCACGAUGUUUUAUGCCCAAAUCUUCACCUCUAAAUGAAGCACAUUAGCCAAGAUAUGGCUCGCAGCCCAUUGGGAGAAGAAAAUAACCAAAGCACACGUGUUUGAAUGUGACCUAGAGACCACCAUAAAGGAGAUCUUAUCGCCCCAGAUGAAAGUUGGUCUGUGAACUUCAGGUCACCUUCUUUUAGGAGUUGUCCGGAUAUACUCAAAGAAGACCAGAUACCUUCUUGCAGACUGCAGUGAUGCGUUGGUCAAAAUGUAAGUGGCUUUCAGGCCAGGACAGACAGAUCUGCCUGAGGAUGCGAUGGAGGCCACAUUAAAAACUAUCACUCUACCAGAGGACUUCACUGACUUUGAUUCCCAGCUGCCUGAUCUCAACACCAUUGAUGUGGUCGAUCACUUCUCUUUGAACCAGUGCCGCACUGAAGAUAUUACUCUCAAAGAGAACUUUGAGAACCACUUUCUCACCAUGGAGAGAAUAGGUGAGGAAAUCCAGUCUUAUCAAGGAUUGUUUGAUCAGAGUUUCAGUGUUCAUGGCUACUGCUUUGGUGAUGAGAAAAUGGCUGUCGACCUCAUUGAUUUUAUAGCCGAUAUGACUGAUGAUGCUGUGGUGCCUGAUAUCUUUGAUGAAACUUCUAAUGAAUUACCAGCUACACCUCCUCCAACUGCUGUCAGUGCACUGGAGUCUGUGAAACCAGAACUUUCCUGCUUAAAGGGUAGGAGCAGUCCAGCCCCAACCGAGACCACUUUCUUAGUAAAUGCAGAGGAAGGUUUCGCUCUUGCACUGGUUGUUGCCUCACGAGUGGAGAUAGCCCCGCCUACUCGGCAGCUCAUGGAGUGGAAGGAGAAUGGAGGAGUGAAGCAGCUCUUCUCCAAUUUUUGCCUUCCACUCUCACACCCUGACUUAAAGCAGCUGUUCCCUUGUGGCACAUCACCUAACAGACCAGGCUUGGAGGGAGGAGUGAGACAGCAGACUGACCCAGAGGAGAUGAGAGAGCAAUCUAGAGAGGAGGUCUGGGAAAACUCAGCUCAGCCGGUUCUGGAUGACUGGAAUUUGCUGCAAGACUCUGUUGGUCCAGAUCAAGCAGCAGGCGGAGACACUACUGUAGAAGUUUCUGUCACUCAUCCUGAACCUCCACCUCCCUGGAACACCAACAGUGAGAUUAGAUUGGAGGUGUCGCAUCCAGAGCCUCUCUCUGAGAUCUCCAUGCAUGUUAUCCCAUCUGGAGAUAUGAGGGAAACCCCACUGACUCACACACAGUUUUCUCUGAACAGCCAGGAUGUAGAGGAUAAGAGAAUGACCAGUCGGGCACACAACCUCCUCCAGGCCCUCAAAAAACAAGACUCUACCCCCAGUGCCAUGUACAGCCUUUAUGCUUUAUGUGAAAGCAGCAGUCGUUCAUAUGUGGCAGCCAUAUUUUUCUGCCUGCUGGUCUUGAGGAAACAACAAAUCACCAAUUUGCACCAGAGUGCAAAUAUAUAUAUAUAUAUGUAGUACUCAGAUCUGUAUGAGCUGGGCUAUAGGUGAAAAGUACCGUAGAGCAGCUGACAACACAGUGAAUGGUCUCCAUAUAAAGUGAUCAUUAAUAUGAUUGUUUCAGUUUAACCAAUUUCAUGAACUAAAUUAACUAAAUCCUUGUUCAUUACUUGAAAAGUGAGUUGGCAUGGAUUGAAACUCAAGCCUGAAUUGGUAUUGGUCUUUUUGUCCUACAGUUUAAUGUAAUAAUUGUUAUUUUCCAAAAACAGUUGUGCUAUGUGUUGAUUAUUAUGAUAUGUAUGUUCUUUUUACCCAAUUCUUG